Messenger RNA from Ruditapes philippinarum (Manila clam), 5139 nucleotides. RefSeq names its product LITAF domain-containing protein-like. Gene Ontology annotation, molecular function: zinc ion binding. Lineage: Eukaryota; Metazoa; Mollusca; Bivalvia; Venerida; Veneridae. The coding region runs from base 156 to 680 and encodes 174 amino acids. The transcript has 7 exons. The record is from RefSeq and is a predicted model, not a curated record.
UUAUCCGCUUUUAAAAUUCGGUCAGUUAUUUUAUCCUUUUGCACACGGCUCGUUUGGACAUGCGCAUUGAAUAGGAAGUGAAACAAAAUAAACACAAGAAAGUUUGGAUACACUAUUAUUUGCGUCAAUUUUUUUGGUUAAAUAAAGGGAGAAAUAUGUCUGCACCUCCACCUUAUCCAGGACCUGAUAGCAAGGGACCACCACCACCAAAUGCAGCUUACCCACAGCAGCAACCUGCAGGUUACGGAGCACAGUAUGGUCAACCAGCUCCUUAUCCAGCCCAGUACCAGCCAGGGUAUCCACAGGGAGGCUACCCCCCAGGACCACCUCCACAAGGAGGGUAUCAGAUGGGGCCAGGCCCAUACCCAGCAGGUAAUCCUGGAGGACCGUACCCAAAUCAAGGACAACCACAGACUAUAAUUGUUACACAGCCGACAAUGAUGGUGACCCAAUUACGAGAGACCCCUACACGAAUUCAAUGCCCACACUGCCAGGCUGAGGUGGUGACAGCAACAAAUUUUGAAACUGGGACGUUUGCAUGGCUUAUUUGCAUGUUAUUAUGUAUAUUUGGGUGUGAUGCAGGCUGUUGUCUCAUUCCAUUCUGUUGCGAUUCAUGCCAGGAUGUGGUUCACACUUGCCCAAACUGCAAACAAGUCAUUUCAAGAUAUAACAGAAUGUAGUCUGGGAGAGGGAGAAAAAAAACGAUAAUUGCAAAGCAAAUGUUGUCUGUUGAUGAAUAACAUUGUUUAUGUUUGAAAAUGUUGUUAAUAAUUGAAAAGCUUGACAAUUAAUCAUUUUUACUGUAACACUUUUAUAUAUAAUCUUAUUUUCCCCUAAAAUUUUUCAGUGUUUGUCAUUUAAUUUCUACUGUCAUACUCAUCAUUUCUGAUUGACCAAUAUCUUAGAUAUUUGUUGUGCUAUUAACUUUCAUAGACCUCCUUUAGUAACUUUUGUAGACCUCCAGCCAAGAAUUUCAGAAAGAUUAGGUCAAGGUCACUGAUGCUAAAAUUAGAUCACAUUUUAUGAAUCAAAUCAUUAUCUCAUAUCUUUUCAUACUGUAGUAAAAACAACAGCAACUUUUAAAUGGACCAUCUUUAAGGGGAUUCCUUACAUUAUUCAUUUACAAAAUAUAUCUUUGUAAUCCGAUGACUGGAUAAGAAAUCCCUUGAUUGUAUUUCUUAUUAUUUGUAAUGAAGUAUGUAGUAAAAUUGUGUGAUAAUGUAUAAAUGUAAAUAUUUGUAGUAAAAACAUAGAGUUUGAUUCUCUGUUUAAAUGCUGCCUUCAUUGUCUAGUAGUUAACAUCCUUGAUCUUAGAUCUUUUACUUUCGCUUCUAUGAGAUCUGUGGUUAAAAAUGUACAAAAUAUGUUCAUUAGGAGAAAGCUAUGCAGUUAACUAGAGGGCUGAGUUCAUUUAUACAGGAACUAUAUGUGGUAAAACACAAUAAAAAUGGACUGUCAGGGGAGGUUACUAGAAAUUUAAUCCUCUACACAUAGUAAAGUACAGUUGAGUUCACACUAAACUUCCCACCCUUGUGCACUUCUAGUGCACUAGAGCUGAACUAGAAGUGCACUAGAAGUGCACUUCUAGUGCACUAGACCAUAUGACCAGGCUGGCCAGGGAAGGUGACACCUAAAUGGUUUAUUGGAUAAUUGUAUAUCAAGUGUGUGGGGGGGGGGGGGCAUCCAUUGUUACGCUGCUGUAUGAAAAAAAAAAUGGGAAAAUAUAUAUAUGGCCUAUUCAUGAAUAUAAAUAAGUAAAUUUUAAAAUCAGCAGUUUUAACAUUUUAGGUGAUUAUCAUGUUGAAGCUUAAAAUUAAAAUGUUUUUUUUUUCAUUUAUUGUAAUCAUAUUUUUAUUAACCAGUAUUUAACUGUAAGUGAAAAAUAAUACCCCUUAAAAUCAAAUUUAUAAAAUUAAUAAGGUUAAAUUUAAAUUAUGCUCCGUAAUGGAUAAUGAAAUAAGUGUUUUUAAAGCUUUUUUAAAUGGCCAUAUAUUUCAAUUUUUCUAGUGUACAAAUGAUAUAAAUCAAUGUGAUAAUUCUGGCCCAAUUAAUUUAGUUUGUUACAUCAUAAACUUUUUUUCAUAAGCUCAAACAAAUCAAGGAAAGGUUAUAUUUAAGCUAAAAUAUUAUUUCUAUAAUAUAUAACUUAGAGACAAUUCAUCAUGUUCAAUAUUGAAAGAGAAUAUUAAUACAUUGAUUUUAAAACAAUUAAUAUACUGUGAUCAUUUAGUAUUCAACUGUGUAAUGCUUGCAUAUGUUUAUGCAAAUAAUUUAAAUAUUAUCCAUAAAAUAAAUAAAUUUGAUAUCUUUAUUCAUUAUUUCAAUAUUAAAAAUUUAAUGUAUAAAGGGAAUACUUUUAUUGAAGAGGAAAAUCUCAAGUCAUGCUGUGUAUCGGUAUUUUCUGAGAGGGACAGUUUUCAAUAUACCACUCUCCUGCUGAUAAGAGGGCCCCAGGGUAAAUAACAAAGAACAGUCAAUUUUGCAGAUUUAUAAGAAUGCAUUGAAAUUCCCUUGUUUUCGCAAAAUGCAUGUUAGACAUAAGCCUGGGAUUCAUCAGGCGUUGGCACUCAGUAAAUGACCAUAAUUUUUGUAUAAUCAAAUAUACAUAAAAACAACAUAAAGGCAUAAAUGCAUAAUAGAUAUUAUCAGAGACAUAGAUAGAUGUUAUCUAUGUCUCUGAUAUUAUUGUUCUUAAAGCGGAAUUUUCUAUAUGUAUCCAUUUAUCCACAUUUCUUGCCAUUCUGCAUAAUAAUAUCACAGAUUUAUAUUACUAUAUACUAUUAAUAUAAAUCUGUGAUAAUAUAUAACUUAAGAGGCAAUUCCUCAUGUUCAAGAUUGAAAGAGAAUAUUAAUUCAUUGAUUUUAAAACAUUUUAUACACUGUGAUAUUAUGUUUUUCAACCAUAAAAUGCUUGCAUACUUUUUAAAGAUAUACAUAAUUAAAAAUUUUCCAUAAAAUAAAUAAACUUGAUAACUUUAUUCAAGAUUUCUACAUUAAAAAUGUAAUGUAUAAAGGGAAUGUUUUUAUACAAGAGGAAAGAUUCAAGUCAUGCUGUGUAUUGGCGACUGUUUUCAUUACACUGGUCUCCUGCUGAUAAGAGGGCCUCAGGGUAAAUAACAAAAAUGCAAAUGUAUGCAAUAUUUAUUGAAAAUUUCCCUUUUCCCCCCAAAAUACAUGUAAGUCAUCGAUAAAUGACUAUACUUUUUGUAUAAUCAAAUGUAAAAAAUAAUCUUAAUGUCAUAAAUGCACGUUAGAUAUUAUUGUCAUUUAUUGUCUUUGGAGUGGAAUUUUCUAAUCUUAUUAUAAAAAACUAUUCUACAAAGACUUUGUAUCAAUAUUUUUUCACAUUUCUUGCAAUUCUGCAUUAAAAUUUGCAGCAUCUUAAUUCUUUUAGUUUUUGAACUGGGAAAUGUUAUUUUUUUCUAUUAUAGAUUUGACAAAUUUGCCUUGUCAGUUUUUACGCAUUUAGAAGAUAAUAUAUUUUAAAGAAAAUAUUAUUUAAAUACAUGAUUAUAAAACUUUUGCAACUUCCUUUUCACUUUAAUGCAGAUCUGUUUUUUUUGUUGUUUUUUUUUUCUGUUUUUUUUUUAUUUUUUUUUAUUUUAAUUUAAUAUCAUACAUGAGCAGAAAACAGUUACAGGAGAUUAAAGUGUCAAAAGUCAUGCUGUGUAUAGGUGUUUUGAUAUAGUACCCUGCUGAUAAGAGAGCCCCUCAGGGUAAAUAACAUAAGCCAGAUUACUAAGGCGAUGUAAAUUCUGUAUUCUCUGGAUGUUGGUGCAAAUAAAUUUCAUUACAAAUAGUACAAAAAGAAAAAUGAAUAUUUUUGCAAUUUAUAAUAAACUCAUCAAAUUAAUCAUAUUGCAUAAUAAUGUUACAAUGCAUGAAAAAAAAAGGAAAAAAGAUUGGUGUCGCUUAAAAAAAUGGAAUUGACAGAUUUUCUAAUCUUUUUGUUAAUAUCCAUGUCAGUUUAAGUAUACUAGUAUCCCACAGGUACAUAUCAAUACUUAAUCCACACAUAUCAAUACAUACCACCAUUAUAUAUAAAUAUUUAUUUUCAGAAUAAUAUAUAUCAUUUAUAUAUAAUCUUAGGUAAAUCUCAGUUUGAGAAGGUAAGAGAGAUCAUAAAUGAAAUAAAAUUGACAAAAUUUAGGCCAAUUAUAAACAUAUUAAUUCUUUAAUGUAUUAAAGGCUAUUAAUGCCUUUAACUAAAACAAGUUAACAACCAUAAGUUAAGAUCAAAAAUAACUAAUACUACGGUAUAAUUCCCCCUCCCCCCAAAAAAGAACUGAUUUAAUUUUGUUUGAUUAGCAUUUCAAUGUUUCAUAUUUCAUUACCAGAUUAUAAUAAAAUAGAAUCAUAUUAAAUAUCAAUUAAGUUUGUUUAUUUAUGCACUUAUCAACAUUAAAGUUAUAAUUAUUUAUAUUUAAAUUACUUAUUCUAACAAUUAAAUUUUAAAGUACAAAAUCAGUAAAAUUAAUGACUUUGAAAUUUAUUGUUCUAAUAUUUUACGCCAUAUUUUACAAAUUCCAAUAUUCACAACUUCAAAUUUUUAUUGAAAAACUAUUAAACAGAUAUCUAUAUUUUCUAUCUUUUUGUAAAAGUCGAAUUGCUAUUAAGUGAAAUAAAAGGUAACUGCUUCAUACAUAUAAUAGGUCUGGUGCACUACAAAGUGCACUUUGUGUAACCUUUAGUGUGAACUCAACUGUAACAAUAAGACUUAAUGUCUGCUAUAUUAUAGUAAUUGGACAGCAUUGGUAGAGAAAUUAAACAAUGCAGCUGUCGGUUUAUGAAUCUAUUAACAAAUGAUACAACAGAGAGGUGAUGCCAGGAGGGUUUAGGUGUGGCUUAUCAGCUAAUGGCUAAUAUUAGCUGACCAUGCAAUGGCGAGUCAGUAUAUUAAAGAGACUUUGAAUGUUUUUGGUCAUAAUUACCCAACCAAAUUCAAUAAAUACCAGUAAUGUCAAAAAAGGUCAUGGCUAUUCAUUGUGUCUCUAUCAGAUAUGAGUUUGGAUGAUGUAAUACGACCUUGACAGCGUUUAUGACCUUGACAGUGUUUGAUGUUAAUAAGAAUUGGACCAAGUUUAAUAAAUAUAUCAAAACGAUCACUUUUGUAACUACUCCAUCGUGCAAUAAUACCAA